Molecule: messenger RNA, 4631 nt
Organism: Osmerus eperlanus (European smelt)
Lineage: Eukaryota; Metazoa; Chordata; Actinopteri; Osmeriformes; Osmeridae
Gene: med23
Product: mediator complex subunit 23
Exons: 30
Coding region: 133-4272 (1379 amino acids)
Biological process (GO): regulation of transcription by RNA polymerase II; positive regulation of gene expression
Cellular component (GO): transcription regulator complex; mediator complex
Source: RefSeq, a predicted model, not a curated record
CAACAAAUGAUUUCCGGCCCAUUGAGUGAUCCGUUGUUAGUCUGCAAGCAAGUGCAUGUAGGAUAUCAAGGAGCUAUGAAACAAAGUGAUUUAUGACAUGUUGUACUGAAAUUUGCUUUACGCGGUUAAAACAUGUCUAUCUCAAUGGAAACCCAGCUUCAAAGCAUAUUUGAGGAUGUAGUGAAAACGGAGGCAAUUGAAGAAGUCUUUGCGGGCAUGUUUACUGACACGCCGGAGGAUGAAAACACCAAACUCUCCACCUGCCUUGGAGCUUUCAGGCAUUACUGGGGCACACUACCACAGGACUCACAUGACCAGUGUGUGCAGUGGAUCGUCAGAUUCAUCCAUGGGCAGCACAGCCCCAAGCGCAUCUCCUUCCUGUACGACUGCCUGGUGAACGCUGUGCAGACCAGUCUGCUGACUCCCAGGAUGGUGUGUGUGGCUCUGAUAAGCUCAGACAGUCUGGAGUGGGAGAGAACUCAACUGUGGGCGCUCACCUUCAGACUGAUCCGCAAGAUCAUUGGAGGGGUGGACUACAAGGGAGUCAGGGACCUUCUGAAGGCAGUGCUGGAUAAGAUCCAGACCAUCCCUAACACUGUCAGCUCUGCUGUGGUCCAACAGCUUCUGGCUGCCAGAGAGGUGGUAGAGUAUAUUCUGGACAGGAAUGCUUGUCUGCUUCCUGCCUACUUUGCCAUCACUGAGAUCAGGAAGCUGUACCCUGAAGGCACGCUGUCACACUGGCUCCUGGGCAGUCUCUUGUCUGACUUUGUGGACAGCUUCAGACCCACAGCCAGGAUCAACUCCAUCUGUGGCAGAUGCAGUCUGCUUCCAGUGGUCAACAACUCUGGAGCCAUCUGUAACUCCUGGAAGCUGGACCCCACAACCCUCCGCUUCCCACUGCGUGGCAAUCUGCCCUUUGACAAGGACCUGUUUGAGCCCCAGACAGGACUGCUGCGCUAUGUUCUGGAACAGCCCUACUCCAGAGAGAUGGUCUGCAACAUGCUGGGCCUCAACAAGCAGACCUUGAACAUUGCUCAGCACAAACAGCGCUGCCCGGUCCUGGAGGACCAGCUGGUGGACCUGGUGGUGUACGCCAUGGAGCGCUCCGAGACCGAGGAGCAGUUCGACGACGGCGGCACCAGCCAGUUGCUAUGGCAACACCUCUCCUCCCAGCUCAUCUUCUUCGUGCUGUUCCAGUUCGCCAGCUUCCCCCACAUGGUGCUGUCUCUGCACCAGAAGCUGGCUGGGCGGGGCCUAAUCAAGGGGCGGGACCACCUGAUGUGGGUCCUCCUGCAGUUCAUCUCAGGAAGCAUCCAGAAGAACGCGCUGGCCGACUUCCUGCCCGUCAUGAAACUGUUCGACCUGCUCUACCCAGAGAAAGAGUGUAUCCCUGUACCAGACAUCAACAAGCCCCAGUCCACCCACUCCUUUGCAAUGACUUGCAUCUGGAUCCACUUGAACCGCAAGGCCCAGAAUGACAACUCCAAACUCCAGAUCCCCAUCCCCCACUCUCUCAAACUGCACCAUGAGUUCCUCCAGCAGAGUCUUCGCAGCAAGUCUCUGGGUAUGACGGACUACAAGAUCGCCCUGCUGUGUAACGCCUACUCCACCAACUCGGAGUGCUUCACCCUGCCCAUGGGCGUCCUGGUGGAGACCAUCUACGGGAACGGCACCAUGAGGAUCAGUCUGCCCGGCACCAACUGCACCGCCUCGGGCUCCGUCACCCCGCUGCCCAUGAACCUGCUCGACUCCCUCACUGUGCACGCCAAGAUGAGUCUGAUCCACAGCAUCGCCACGCGGGUCAUCAAGCUGGCCCAUGCCAAGUCCAGCAUCGCCCUGGCACCAGCCCUGGUGGAGACCUACAGCAGACUGCUGGUCUACAUGGAGAUCGAGUCUCUGGGCAUCAAGGGAUUCAUCAGUCAGCUCCUGCCCAACGUGUUUAAGUCCCACGCGUGGGGCAUCCUCCACACGCUGCUGGAGAUGUUCAGCUACCGCAUGCACCACAUCCAGCCCCACUACCGCGUCCAGCUGCUGUCUCACCUGCACUCCCUGGCAGCCGUGCCGCAGACCAACCAGAACCAGCUCCAUCUGUGUGUUGAGAGCACGGCACUCAGACUGAUCACGGCCCUGGGCAGCUCGGAGGUGCAGCCUCAGUUUACCCGUUUCCUUAGCGACCCCAAGACCGUCCUGUCAGCUGAGUCGGAGGAGCUUAACAGAGCACUCAUCCUCACGCUGGCUAGGGCCACUCAUGUCACAGACUUCUUCACAGGGUCAGACUCCAUCCAGGGCACCUGGUGCAAGGACAUCCUCCAGACCAUCAUGAACUUCACUCCUCACAACUGGGCCUCACACACGCUCAGCUGCUUCCCAGCACCCCUGCAGGCGUUCUUCAAGCAGAACAAUGUUCCCCAGGAGAGCCGCUUCAACCUGAAGAAGAAUGUGGAGGAGGAGUACAGGAAGUGGAAGUCCAUGACCAACGAGAAUGACAUCAUCACACACUUCUCCAUGCAGGGGUCUCCCCCCCUCUUCCUGUGUCUGCUAUGGAAGAUGCUGCUGGAGACAGACCACAUCAACCAGAUAGGCUUCAGGGUGUUGGAGCGGAUCGGGGCCAGGGCGUUGGUGGCCCACGUCCGGACGUUUGCAGACUUCCUGGUGUACGAGUUCUCCACGUCGGCCGGGGGCCAGCAGCUCAACAAGUGUAUCGAGAUCCUCAACGACAUGGUGUGGAAGUACAACAUCGUCACUCUGGACAGGCUGAUCCUCUGCCUGGCUAUGAGGAGUCACGAGGGGAACGAGGCCCAGGUGUGCUACUUCAUCAUCCAGCUGCUGCUCCUCAAACCAAACGACUUCAGGAACCGAGUCAGUGACUUUGUGAAGGAGAAUGCCCCGGAACACUGGCUGCAGAGUGACUGGCACACCAAGCACAUGACCUACCACAAGAAGUACCCAGAGAAGCUGUACUUCGAGGGUCUGGCGGAGCAGGUGAGCCCGCCCAUGCAGGUGCAGCCCCAGUACCUGCCCAUCUACUUUGGGAACGUGUGUCUGCGCUUCCUCCCCGUGUUCGACAUCGUCAUCCACCGCUUCCUGGAGCUGCUUCCUGUCUCCAAGUCCCUGGAGACGCUGCUGGACCACCUGGGAGGCCUCUACAAGUUCCACGACCGCCCGGUCACCUACCUGUACAACACGCUCCACUACUACGAGCGGCACCUGCGCGAGCGCACCAACCUGAAGAGGAAGCUGGUGCACGCCAUCAUGUCCUCCCUCAAGGACAACCGCACGCCCGGCUGGUGCCUGAGCGAGACCUACCUCAAGUGUGGCGUCAACCCCCGAGACGACAACGUCUGGAUCCCCGACGACACCUACUACUGCAAGCUGAUUGGGCGGCUCGUCGACACCAUGGCCGGCAAGUCACCUGGUCCGUUCCCCAACUGUGAUUGGCGGUUUAACGAGUUCCCCAACCCGGCGGCUCACGCGCUCCAUGUGACCUGUGUGGAGCUGAUGGCGCUGGCCGUGCCGGGCAAGGACGUGGGCAACGCCCUGCUGGCUGUGGUCCUCAAGAGCCAGCCACUGGUGCCUCGUGAGAACAUCACAGCCUGGAUGAACGCCAUAGGACUGGUCAUUACUGCCCUGCCGGAGCCCUACUGGAUCGUGCUCCACGACCGUCUGGUCAGCGUGAUAGGUUCCCCGGCCCUGACGGCCGAGUCAGAGUGGGUGGGCUACCCCUUCCAGCUGCUGGACUUCACAGCCUGCCACCAGUCCUACUCUGAGAUGUACUGCAGCUACGUGCUGGCCCUGGCCCACGCUGUCUGGCACCACUCCUCCAUAGGACAGCUGUCACUCAUCCCCAAGUUCCUGUCGGAGGUGCUGAAGCCGCUGGUGAAGACAGAGUUCCAGCUGCUGUACGUGUACCACCUGGUGGGACCCUUCCUGCAACGCUUCCAACAGGAGAGGACGCGCUGCAUGCUGGAGAUCGGAGUGGCGUUCUAUGAGAUGCUCCAGGCGGUGGACCAGCACAGUGAUCACCUCUCCUACAUGGACCCCAUCUGUGACUUCCUCUACCACAUCAAAUACAUGUUCACUGGAGACAGCGUCAAAGACCAGGUGGAGAAGAUCAUCCUGACGCUGCGUCCCGCCAUGAUGUUGCGUUUGAGGUUCAUCACUCACAGCAGCAAGAUGGAACCUGCUGCCCCCGCCCCCGCCGCUGUUUCCUCCCCCUCCACACAGGCCACGCCCCCUGGAGCCUCCAAUGUCCCCUUGUCUGUGGCCCAGUGAGGCUGGUUUACUGGCUGGUUGGCUUGCUGGCUGGCUGGCUGGUUGUCUGGCUAGCUAGCUGACUGACUGGCUGGUUUUCUGGCUGGCUGAUUUACUGGCUGACUGACUGCUUUGUAUAACCUGUAGCUUUCUAAUGUUAGAGUGUAUUUUUUAUUGCUGGUCACAAAGUGUUUUUGUUGUAUAAAGACUGUUGGAUUGGUCAGCGUAGCUGAUCUCUGGUCCCUCAUUGGUGGACUGGUCUUUGUUAUCACACGCAUCUAUGGUGUGCGAUUGGUCAAGAAAAAGACCUUGCCUUCUGACCCCACUGCCAAUCAUGAUGGACGUUACUCCAGUAACCAAUAAACACAUUUUAUAAUUAA